AAAAAAUUGAUGAAGCCCUGACCCUUUAGAUUCCAUUUAUAGUCUGAGCCGGAAUGCCAUCCCCCUUGACUAGCAAACUGUCCAAUCCAGCUGCAAGUGUCAACAUUCUGUUAGGCACUAAGUGAAAUAUAUAUGCAUGCCCUUAUACCAUUUAACACUCUGGGUCCACCUUCAAGACACUGGGCUGCGGAUCAACCAAACCACCACUCCUCUUCCAAGAAUCAUUUUGACAGGUUCUCUUGGAGGUGCUCCUUCUCUCUUUUUUUUUUAACACACCCUUUUAAACAAAAUGGCACCAAAGAAGGACGUGAAGAAACCUGCCGCUGCUGCCCCAGCCCCUGCCCCUGCCCCUGCCCCUGCCCCGGCACCUGCACCUGCACCUGCACCUGCCCCACGCAAAGAAGAAAAGAUUGACCUCUCUGCCAUUAAGAUCGAGUUCUCUAAGGCACAGCAGGAUGAAUUCAAGGAGGCAUUUCUCCUGUUUGACAGAACAGGUGAAUGCAAGAUCACCUUAAACCAGGUUGGUGAUGUCCUCCGGGCUCUGGGCACAAAUCCCACCAAUGCAGAGGUCAAGAAGGUUCUGGGGAACCCCAGCAAUGAAGAGAUGAAUGCCAAGAAAAUUGAGUUUGAACAAUUUCUGCCCAUGCUGCAAGCUAUUUCCAACAACAAGGACCAGGGCACCUAUGAAGACUUUGUUGAGGGUCUGCGUGUCUUUGACAAGGAAGGCAACGGCACAGUCAUGGGUGCUGAACUUCGCCAUGUUCUAGCCACACUGGGUGAAAAGAUGAAAGAAGAAGAAGUAGACGCCCUGCUGGCAGGUCAAGAAGACUCUAAUGGCUGCAUCAACUAUGAAGCUUUUGUCAAGCACAUCAUGUCUAUCUAAAUGGAGCUCCAAGAUCAAGCAUUGUUUAUGAAGACUGGCUGGAACCUUAUUUUAAUAACACCCAUGACUAAGUGUCCAAAUUCAUUUACCAUCACUCAGAAAAGCAAAGCAGUUUGGACCAUUCUAGACUGAAGGACCCCCUGAAUUUUUAUACACCUUACGUUUCUCUCUGAAUUAUAUCCACACCACACAAACUGUCUGCUGCUCUAGACAAGAAGGAUAAAAUACUGACAGUCUCAAAGCCAAGCACCCCUCUUUAUUUUCUACCAUGGGUCAAUGAACAUCCUUAAAAUAAUAAGUCAAUAAAUAAUUCUGGUCAGUCUGGAA
Molecule: messenger RNA, 1210 nt
Organism: Camelus dromedarius (Arabian camel)
Lineage: Eukaryota; Metazoa; Chordata; Mammalia; Artiodactyla; Camelidae
Gene: MYL1
Product: myosin light chain 1
Exons: 7
Coding region: 290-883 (197 amino acids)
Cellular component (GO): myosin II complex; contractile muscle fiber
Molecular function (GO): calcium ion binding
Source: RefSeq, a predicted model, not a curated record